CUGCGCAAGCGCAGUUGAGAGCAGCUCGGCCGUUGCCAUUGUAACGUUAGACAGGAAGAAGAGACAGGUUAAUUGUUGUUAUUGUAGGCAGUCAUAAAGUGGCUUAUAUUUACCAUAAUAGACUGCAGUUGAAAUGGCAAACCGAAACCUUAAGCAUGUAAACAUUCAGAACAGUUCUCCAUCUCCGAAGCCUCAAAAUCCGAAUCGCAACCCGGACUCUCCGUCCACGGAGCGCGUGCAGAAGAUGGAGGGAGCGACGCCAUCGCCUAAAGUCACAAGCCCUCAGCCAGAAGCAGAAGGCAGCAGCGAGCCUCGGGAAAUGACUCUGGACCUGAAGAGUUUCAGGAAACCGGGAGAGAAAACAUUUACACAGAGGUGCAGACUGUUUGUCGGCAAUCUUCCUACUGACAUUACGGAGGAAGACUUCAGAAAGCUGUUCGCCAAAUAUGGCGAGGCUAAUGAAGUAUUCAUCAACAGAGACCGAGGAUUCGGAUUCAUUCGACUGGAAACAAGGACAUUAGCAGAGAUUGCCAAAGCAGAGUUGGAUGGAACAGUGUUGCGGAACAGGCCAAUUCGCAUCCGGUUUGCCACACAUGGAGCUGCUCUCACGGUUCGAAACCUUUCACCAGUUGUUACCAAUGAGCUCCUGGAGCAGGCAUUUUCACAGUUUGGGCCCGUGGAGAGGGCAGUUGUGGUGGUAGAUGAUCGUGGCAGACCCACAGGUAAAGGCGUUGUGGAGUUUGCCAAUAAGCCUGCUGCACGAAAGGCUCUUGACCGUUGUGCUGAUGGAGCCCUUUUACUUACUACGUCUCCGCGGCCAGUUAUUGUUGAACCAACAGAGCAGUUUGAUGAUGAAGAUGGUCUUUCAGAAAAAUUACUGCAAAAGUCAGCACAGUAUCACAAGGAAAGGGAGCAGCCUCCACGCUUUGCCCAGCCAGGCACCUUUGAGUUUGAGUACUCGUCACGUUGGAAGGCGCUUGAUGAGAUGGAGAAACAGCAGCGGGAGCAGGUGAACAGGAAUAUCCAAGAGGCCAAGGAGAAACUGGAGGCUGAGAUGGAGACAGCAAGGCACGAGCACCAGCUCAUGAUGAUGAGACAAGAUCUCAUGCGACGUCAAGAAGAGUUGCGCCGACUGGAGGAACUGAGAAACCAGGAACUCCAAAAGCGCAAACAGAUGGAGAUGAGACAUGAGGAAGAGAGGCGGAGACGUGAGGAGGAAAUGAUGCGCCACAGAGACCAGGACGAAAUGAGACGUCAGCCUGAUGGUUUUAAACCUGGCUUUAUGGAUAGCAGAGAACAGGAUAUGAGAAUGAGUGAAAUGGGUGCCCGUGGAGCCGUUAAUAUGGGAGAUUCUUUUAAUCCUGCCGCUGCUGUUAGCGGUAACCAGGGCCCUGCUCAAAUGAUGGGCAUGGGCAUGUCAGGCCGGGGUGGAGCCAUGGGGCCAGAGGGAUCAUCAAAUAUGGGGGCACCUCUCAUUCAAGAUAACGGAAAUAUGCGUAAUGAAAGAUUUUCUCAGGGAGCACCUGCUCAGAUGGGUUCUUCAAUGGGUAUUCGACCAGGUGUUGAUUCCCCCCAGCAACAACAGUCACCUGUGAUUGGUGGUGCAGGACCUGUGCCUCCUAUGGGUGGUCCAGGUGGAUUUGGGCGAGGAAAUCCUGUUGGGGGAAACUUUGAUGGGCCCAACAACAAGCGCCGUAGAUACUAGGCUUUUCUGUCAUGAUAGUGGAUUAUAGUCUUUGAUCCAGAACAUCUAAACUCUUGCUUAUGGAUAUUAUUCAUUUCCAUGUCCUUUUCAGUGGCGCUGCUCUCAGGCAGUCAAUAGUAUUGACCUUUGUUCCAAGUGUGUGAGACAUAGCAUGAACCAUUUUUAAUCAUGAAAUGAAAACAGAGCUCAGUUUUAAGACUGACAUUGACUUAACUGCAUAUGCUGUAGGGAAAGUCAUAUUCUGGUCAGAUGGAGCUUCUGAGGGGUUGCAGUGCUUCUGCUUAGUCCUUUUCCUACACUUUGCUUAUUGUUGUAAGAUCAGUCAAAGCUGGAAGAAAUUUAAUAAAUCUACUUAAUGACCAUAUCUGUACUGAGCUAAACAGUUUACCUGAUUAUAUGGGACUUUAUAAUUUGAUAUGCUUCUGUGCAGUUCAUUUUGUUCUAAUCAGAACCUUCUAUUUGACAAGACAUGCUGGAAACAAAUUAGUAGAAUGAGAGCAGUAUCUAUUUUUUGGUUUCCUGGUUUCUGUAUUUGCACAGUGUGAGUGGUAAGAUCUAUGUUACGCAGAAACCAAGAAAUGGAACAAAAUAAAUGAGGCUGUGUGAGAAUCUGAGUUUGCAAAAAGCUCAUUUCAAGUAACUACUUUUCUGUGGAAGCAAAGCAAAAAAUACCUAUACACUAAUUAUUAACAGUGUCUUAUACACAGCAUGUUUUAAACAGAAACAUAUUUCCAACCAAGAGAUUCUAAGAAUUUGUUUCAUAUAACAUCUUUAAGUCCCAUGUUAUUAGAUAAAUGUUUUAGUGUAGCUUUUUGGCAAGAGCAUGUUGCUUGGGCCAUCCUAUUUGUACAACAUCUGAUUUACAGUGAUUGUUUUUUAGACUACUUCUAGUAUAUGGAUCGUGACACUAGUGUAUGUCAUGUAGAAUGUGCAUGCCUUUUAGCAGUCGUUUUUGUUUUAGUAAAUAUUAUGAAUAUGCCAGGUUGUUUUCCUUUUUCUUAAAUGGCGGUUAUUGAAUAAAAGUACUUAAAAAGUUA
Pangasianodon hypophthalmus (striped catfish) is the source of this 2742-nucleotide messenger RNA. It is a transcript of the gene pspc1, whose product is annotated as paraspeckle component 1. The record is from RefSeq and is a predicted model, not a curated record. Lineage: Eukaryota; Metazoa; Chordata; Actinopteri; Siluriformes; Pangasiidae. The transcript is spliced from 9 exons. The coding region runs from base 134 to 1705 and encodes 523 amino acids. Gene Ontology annotation, cellular component: nucleus. Gene Ontology annotation, biological process: regulation of DNA-templated transcription. Gene Ontology annotation, molecular function: RNA binding.